Pseudoliparis swirei is the source of this 990-nucleotide messenger RNA. Its product is annotated as trypsin-2-like. The transcript has 5 exons. Gene Ontology annotation, biological process: proteolysis. Lineage: Eukaryota; Metazoa; Chordata; Actinopteri; Perciformes; Liparidae. Gene Ontology annotation, molecular function: serine-type endopeptidase activity. The coding region runs from base 43 to 786 and encodes 247 amino acids. The record is from RefSeq and is a predicted model, not a curated record.
UCCAGUCCAGUGUGGUCACAAGAAGGUCGAGUCAGCCACAAGAUGAUUGGCCUGAUUGUUGUCACGCUCCUUGGAGCUGCAGCUGCAGCACCUACGGAUGACAGGAUUGUGGGUGGCUACGAGUGUGAAGCCCACUCUCAACCCUGGCAGGUGUCUCUCAAUAUCGGCUACCACUUCUGCGGCGGCUCCCUCAUCAACGACCGGUGGAUCGCCUCUGCUGCACACUGCUGGCAAAAGCCCUUUUCACAGAUUGCCAUCUUGGGUGACAACCACAUCUGGAUGAACGAGGGCACGGAGCAGUACAUGUCAGUGGAUGCCAUCUACUGGCACGAGAGUUACGACUACCAAACCAUGGACCACGACAUCAUGCUGAUGAAGCUGGCGCACCCCGUCACCGUGAACCAGUACGUGAAGCCUGUCGCCCUGCCCAAAGCCUGCCCCGCACCUGGGGACAUGUGCACAGUGUCCGGGUGGGGAAACAUCUACACUGAUCAAGUGUUCAACCCGUUUUACCUUCAGUGUGUGGACGUCCCCAUUCUGUCGAACAAGGACUGCGAUGCUUCCUACCCCGGCAUGAUCACUGACCGCAUGGUGUGCGCUGGAUACCUGGAGGGAGGCAAGGAUGCUUGUCAGGGCGACUCUGGUGGUCCUCUGGUGUGUAAUGGGGAACUGCAGGGUAUUGUCUCCUGGGGCCAGGGCUGUGCUCAACCCAACUACCCGGGUGUUUACACCAAAGUCUGCUCACUGAUGCCCUGGAUCAACGAUAUUCUCUCCAGAUACAUCUAGGCUGUGAUCUCCCAUCACAGAGCUACGAGAGAGAGGGGAAACCAGAGGGAGAUUGAAACUGAAAGAGUCAGGAGGUAGUGUCAAAAAGAAAAGCGGCGGGAGAGAGGCUGAGAGACACAAUGACCGACAGUGUGGGGUGUGUGUGAGGGGGGGGGGGGGACACAAUCAGGACACAAUCAAUAAAAUCUACACUGUUGUGAUGCA